AUGUUGCGACAAAAGAAGAAUAAAAACAGAGGAGGCAUAGGGUACAAGGUACAGCGAAGACCAUUAACUGGUAGAGAAGAAGAAAUACCAUUGCCUAUUAAGCCAAAAGAGCAAAUUGAACAAGAUAUUCCUAGAAUAAUAGUACAAGAAGAAACAAGUAUACCAGUAGAAGAAGCAGAAAUGCCAGUAGUGGAAUCAGAUAUACCAGUAGAAGAAGCAGAAAUGCCAGUAGAAGAAACAAUGGCACCAAAUAUACCAGUAGAAGAAGUGACAAAUGUACCAGAAAGAGAAAUUGCAAAUAUACCCGUAGGAGACAAACCUACGAUAGUAAAUCCAAGAAUCAAGUCAAAAAUACCCAAGAAAGCACAAGAGGCUAUGAAGAAGAAUUUGGAAGAAAAGAGAGCGAAAAUGAAAAAGGAAAGAGAACGAAUCAUACAGAACAGGAAGAUUAAAGGAAAAGCAGAAGAAAAACUAAAGAUGAUCAAAGAAGCCAAUGCACGGAGAAAGAAAGAAGCAGAUAAAUUAGAAGAGAUGGUACCUGGUAUACCAGAAGAAACUGUUCAAGAUAUGCCAGAAGAAAAGAAGGAACCUGAGAUUCCAUUUGUUUUACCGAAGAACAGGAAGAGAGGGGCAGCAAAGCCACUUCACGAAGAGGCUAUUGAAGAAGAAGCCAAAAUACGCCUUAGGAAAGACAAAAACAAAGAUAUAGCACUUCCUAUUAAUGCCAAAAAGGCAAGGAAGAAGCUCAAGCAAAACCCAAAAAAGAAAUAA
Molecule: messenger RNA, 771 nt
Organism: Enterospora canceri
Lineage: Eukaryota; Fungi; Microsporidia; Enterocytozoonidae
Source: the annotation of a GenBank genome assembly